This is a messenger RNA of Botrytis byssoidea, 564 nucleotides long. RefSeq lists its product as uncharacterized. NCBI's taxonomy places the organism in Eukaryota, Fungi, Ascomycota, Leotiomycetes, Helotiales, Sclerotiniaceae. Bases 1 to 564 code for a protein of 187 amino acids. The record is from RefSeq and is a predicted model, not a curated record. The transcript has a single exon.
AUGCCACAGGAUAUAGAUGAAGAUGAAACUCGAGAGGAAGAAAGCGAAGAAGGUCUGGUGGAUGUCGUGGACGAAGUCGUAGAGCCAAUCAGAGCAGGUAUCCGCGACGAUGAAGAAGAUUUAGUAGUCGAUGUAGAAGUCGAAGGGGUCGAAGAUUUCGUUAUUACUAAUGCGAGGGAAGAGCUCGUCGAAGUGCUUAUCAAUAACAGGGCGGUGGAAGUUCUAGCUGUUGACGUAGAAGACGAAGAAGAGGAUAAAAGGGUAGAGGAUCUCGUUGUAAAUAUUGUGGGGGAAGAGUUGACUGAAGUGGUUCUCGAUGAAGAGGAAAUUGGAAGGGUAGAAACUCUACCUGUUGAUGUAGAGAAUAAAGAGGGGGAUGGGGAGGUAGAUAAUCUAACCGUCGACGUAGAUGAUGAAGUUGUAGAAGUUCUAGUUGUUGAAGUGGCGAGAGGGGACGUCGUUGAAGUAAUUAUCAAUGCAGGAAGGGAGGCAGACGAGGUUGUGGAACCUGAAAAGUUCGAGUUAGUGUUAGCUCAUAAAGGUGGAGGAAAUGCUGUAUUGUAA